Molecule: messenger RNA, 728 nt
Organism: Camelina sativa (false flax)
Lineage: Eukaryota; Viridiplantae; Streptophyta; Magnoliopsida; Brassicales; Brassicaceae
Source: RefSeq, a predicted model, not a curated record
AUGGAAAGUUUACUUCUUUUAUCAAAGUUUCCUCACUGUGGCUUGCUCCGCGCCAAGAGCUUUUAUGCAUCUCACUGGCUUGAAUUAGAUCUCCUCCGAUGUGAAUCGCAUUCCAGUAUCGGUUCGGAGUACUUCGAUACAUAUCCAAUCAAAAACGUGGUUGGAGACGAUGGGACUGAAAUCGAUUGGGAAGGUGAGAUUGAUGAUAGCUGGGUCAAAGAGAUCAAUUGUUUGGAGUGGGAAAGCUUUGCAUUUCAUCCUAGCCCACUCGUUGUUCUCGUCUUCGAACGAUACAAAAGGGCUAGUGAUAACUGGAAGACACUGAAGGAGCUUGAGAAAGCGAUUAAAGUUUAUUGGGAUGCCAAAGAUCGUUUACCACCACGGGCGGUUAAGAUUGACCUGAACAUUGAGACAGAUUUGACUUAUGCUCUUAAAGCUAAGGAAUGCCCACAGGUUCUCUUCUUACGUGGAAACAGGAUUUUGUACAGAGAGAAAGACUUUCGCACGGCGGAUGAAUUGGUCCAGAUGAUUGCACAUUUCUACUACAAAGCAAAGAGACCUUCGUGGGUCGACAAGGCUAAGGUAACCCCGUUCUGUUAGUUUGCAACGGGAACAGAGAGUACUAGGUUUACUCAAAGGGUCAGUCUAGGAAAGGAGAUACAAGAAACUUCAAACAUAUAGAUUGUAACAUUUUUGUAUGUUCUAAUGCAAUAUAAAGUUUGUCAAUC